AUGAAAUAUGGUGGCAAUGAGUGGCAUAAAAUCGAAGAUCAAUUCCCGGGACGAACCAUGUCAGCAUUGUACGCGCGUUGGGCGAAGUUACAACAAGCAGACCGCAAAAAUCCUAUCGUCAAAUGGACCCAGGAAGAAGACGACACCCUGAAGGCGAUGAAGAAGGAAGGCGCAAGCAUGGCAKAAAUUCUUGCAGCUUUACCCGGGAGGUCGUUGGGCGCCACCUACAGGCGCUAUUCGGUUAUAGGCCCUAGAGGCAAGUAUGGUCGAUUGAUCCACAGCGGCUUGGGAGGUAUGGGCAUCGAUGAUCGCGACAAAAUCCUGAGACUUCACCAUGAGGAAGGGAUGACGAGCGCCCAGAUUCACGCCCAAUUUUAUCCUAAGAAACCCUUCAACAUGGUCAAAAAUGUGAUCAAGGCAGGCCAUCGUGGUGACGAGCUAGCCGAUCGAGAUAAAUUCCGAGCGCGCUGGAGUCGCGCAGAGGACAAAGCUAUACUUCGUCUGCGGCAGAAGGAGCAGAAGACGUUCAAAGAAAUCUGCGCUGCGGUUAAUCGCUCGUAUCUAAGUACGACGAGCAGGUACUACACGCUCACCUCGGGAACGAUCAGACCGCGAGUUCCCCAUCCCAAGCAAUACACCGUCGAAGAGAGCGCAAAGAUAGCUCAAAUGGUCAAGGCAAAGACCCCAAUCAAGGUAAUCGCUGCUGCGCUCGGCCGUACCACAACGGCCAUCAAUCAUCAUCUAUUCAGGAAUCGUGCCGUAUUGGGCUACGUACAGACCCCCGGCAGGAGUUGGCAGGAGCGUAAGUUCGCUGCUACUAAGGCCGAGAAGCUCAGAGAACAGGGAAUGCAAUGGAAAGAGAUCCACGCAUGUUUUCCGCAUUACACACUCCCCCAGCUCAAACAAUACUACAGCGAAUUGAAGAAGGACAGAUUCGAGUCGGACGGGAUCAGCACAACCAUGUCAGAACCUGAGCUGCAGGCUCUGAUAUCCAAAGUCAAAAAACUCAGGGAUCGAGGCUUUGAGUGGCCUGAGAUUGGCAAGCGCUUCCCAUUCUACUCACUGAACCGAGUCAAGGCCCUAUACGCCGAGGCGAACGGAGGUAUUACCAAGGAGAGACCUCUCACGACGGGACGAGCCACCAGUGAAAUCAACGUAGGGAAGAUUGCAGAGUACAGGGCAAAAGGCUGGACAUGGGACGAAAUYCAGGCGCACAUGCCGGAUUGGUCAAGAGCCACGUUGUCGAGGGUAUAUGGUAAAGGGGAUCCGAUACUGAAACCACUUGGUCAGCGCGAGGUUCUGAAGAUCGAUAAGCUUAGGAAGAGUAAAGUGAGUUGGGAGAAGGUGCAGGUGCACAUGCCCAAGUAUCCUGAAUAUCAGUUGCGCAAGGCCUAUGCUCAAGCGCGGAAAGAAGGAAAGGUGUGA
Ramularia collo-cygni is the source of this 1425-nucleotide messenger RNA. RefSeq lists its product as uncharacterized. Lineage: Eukaryota; Fungi; Ascomycota; Dothideomycetes; Mycosphaerellales; Mycosphaerellaceae. Bases 1 to 1425 code for a protein of 474 amino acids. The record is from RefSeq and is a predicted model, not a curated record. The transcript has 3 exons.